AUGCAGUUAACUUUUUCAUUAUCAGUUUUAACUACAUUAGCUGUCUUGACGCAUGCAGCAUAUGUUCCAUCUCAACCAUGGUCAACAUUGACUCCUAGUGGUACUAUUGAUAGUGCUAGUGCAUCUAGUAACUAUGAUGGAUCAUUCGCAUUAUCCAUUAAGACCCUCGGAAAAGGCUCAACAGGAACUAGUGCUGCACCGGCAGCUCCAACUGGUGGUUCCGCAGAUGAAACAGAAGCUUCAGCUGUUGCUGGAGCGGUUGCUAGUGAUGCAGCAGUGUCUGUACCAACUGCACCAGCAGAUAUAGGAGCUUCUGCUGCUCCAGUUGAAAGCGGUGCAACUGCUUCAGUACCAACACCAGCAAGCGAUGUUGGUGCUUCAGCUCCAACAGGCGAAGCAGCAGCAUUGAGAAAGAGAUCUGAUAUUGUAAACCAGCUUGGUGAUGGUCAGAUUCAACAAGGUGGUGGCUCGGGCUCUGACUCAGGCUCGGGUUCAGACUCAGGAUCAGGUAGUGGAAGCUCUGGUGACUCAGGUUCUGGAUCAGGUUCCGGAUCAGGUUCAAGCAGUGAAGGUUCUGGUACCCCAGGUGGUGCUUCAGGCUCAGGAUCCACUCCAGGAUCAGGCAGUGAAGGCUCUGGUGCUCCAGGUGGUGCUUCAGGAUCUGGAUCAGGUAGUGAAGAUUCUGGUGCUCCAGGUGGUGCUUCAGGAUCUGACUCCACCCCAGGAUCAGGUUCAGGUUCUGGUGCUCCAGGUGGUGCUUCAGGAUCUGGAUCAGGUAGUGAAGGUUCUGGUGCUCCAGGUGGUGCUUCAGGAUCUGGAUCAGGUAGUGAAGAUUCUGGUGCUCCAGGUGGUGCUUCAGGAUCUGACUCCACCCCAGGAUCAGGUUCAGGUUCAGCCAGUGAAGGUUCAGGUUCCCCAGGGGGGGCUUCAGACUCAGGAUCCACUCCAGGAUCAGGUUCUAGUAGUGAAGGUUCUGGUGCCCCGGGCGGUGCUGGCGGAAAUGAUUCCCCAAGUAAGACUGCUGAUGUUAUGAACCAAAUUGGUGAUGGUCAAGUUCAACAACAACAACAAACUGGAUCUCCUAACGGUCAAGCUGCUGCUCAGAGUCAAGAGGCGGGUGUUACUGCUGUUGCCGAUAAGACCGCUGCCAAUGUGGCUAGUCAGGUCAAUGACGGUCAAGUUCAACAAACUGGUGCUGCUGACAGCAAAGCUGUUGGUACUGAAAAUGGCGAGACUUGUCUCAAGUCCGACUCUUUGUCUGUUACCUUGAAAGAUGGUGUAUUGAGAGAUAGCAAGGACAGAAUUGGUGCAAUUGUAGCUGGUCAUCAAUUCCAAUUCGAUGGUCCACCUCCACAAGCUGGAACUAUAUACGCCGCUGGUUGGUCGGUUGUUCCAAGUGACUACUCUGGUUCAUCAUCCGAAUCUAGUGAUUCGUCCAACAGUAAGAGAUCUGAUUCCCCUGGAAAAUUAGCUUUAGGUAGCCAAACUACUUUCUACAAGUGUAACUCUGGUGACUUCUACAACUUAUACGAUCAAAGCAUUGGUUCCCAAUGUGAAGAAGUUGAAGUUACGAUUUUAAAAGCUGUUGAAUGUUAA
This is a messenger RNA of Debaryomyces hansenii CBS767, 1596 nucleotides long. Its product is annotated as DEHA2A00946p. Gene Ontology annotation, molecular function: structural constituent of cell wall. The transcript has a single exon. Lineage: Eukaryota; Fungi; Ascomycota; Pichiomycetes; Serinales; Debaryomycetaceae. The record is from RefSeq and is a predicted model, not a curated record. Gene Ontology annotation, biological process: fungal-type cell wall organization. The coding region runs from base 1 to 1596 and encodes 531 amino acids. Gene Ontology annotation, cellular component: fungal-type cell wall.